AUGUCGUGUCGCAUUGAUUCAGCUUCACGUGGAGUUAAAGAACUGUCGCCAUGGCGAGCCGGAAAACUUUACAACCAAAACGGGAAAACUCUGACAAAUAUUCAGUUCUGUUACCAACUUAUAACGAAAGGGAGAACCUUCCUCUGAUAGUCUGGCUCCUGGUGAAGUAUUUCGGGGAGAGUGGAUACGACUACGAGAUAAUUGUGAUUGACGACGGAAGCCCGGAUGGGACCUUGGAGGUUGGAGAGCAGCUGCAGAAGAUUUAUGGAGAGGACAAGAUACUUCUACGACCAAGAGCGUCUAAAUUAGGCCUCGGCACUGCCUACAUCCACGGCAUGAAGCAUGCGACCGGGAACUUCAUCCUCAUAAUGGACGCAGAUCUGUCCCAUCAUCCCAAAUUCAUCCCAGAAUUCAUUGAAAAGCAGAGGGAGGGUAAUUACGACCUGGUGUCUGGUACUCGAUAUAAAGGGAAUGGCGGCGUGUACGGCUGGGACCUGCGCAGGAAACUCAUCAGUCGGGGGGCCAACUUUUUGACUCAAGUGUUGUUGAGACCCGGCGCUUCAGAUCUCACAGGCAGCUUCAGGUUGUAUAAGAAGGAGGUGCUGGAGAGUCUGAUGAAGCGCUGCGUUUCUAAGGGGUACGUCUUCCAGAUGGAGAUGAUCAUCCGCGCCCGACAGCUCAACUACACGAUUGGAGAAGUGCCCAUUUCUUUUGUGGAUCGGGUUUAUGGAGAGUCCAAACUUGGAGGGAACGAGAUCGUGUCGUUUGCGAAAGGACUGCUCACACUAUUCGCCACGACAUGAUCACUGAUUGGACACGGCACAGUCUCAUUGUAUCUCUUUUAUAUUACAGUUACUGUCUUGAACAAAGUAGUGUGAUCAGAGUUUUGUAGCCGGGGAGAAGCUCAACCUGUGGAUGGUCAGAGAGCGACGUGAUGAAGAUUGACGAGAGACGUUAAGCACUAAAUCUAUGAUGACUUUCUGAAGACCUGCUGAAGACACAUGGUGCUUUACAUUCCAUCAUCAUGUUGGUUAGUUUUUAACACAGCACAUAGUUUGUCAUCAUUCCUGCAGACAGCAGACUGAAUGCUGUGAGCACAGUUGUCAGAUGGGUUUAAAUACAUGUUUGUUUGCUUUAACUGUAUAAAGUCAUUGUAUAAAAUAAACAGAUUGUAUUGUU
Notolabrus celidotus (New Zealand spotty) is the source of this 1179-nucleotide messenger RNA. RefSeq names its product dolichyl-phosphate mannosyltransferase subunit 1, catalytic (gene dpm1). The transcript is spliced from 9 exons. Gene Ontology annotation, cellular component: endoplasmic reticulum membrane. Gene Ontology annotation, molecular function: dolichyl-phosphate beta-D-mannosyltransferase activity. NCBI's taxonomy places the organism in Eukaryota, Metazoa, Chordata, Actinopteri, Labriformes, Labridae. Bases 51 to 803 code for a protein of 250 amino acids. The record is from RefSeq and is a predicted model, not a curated record. Gene Ontology annotation, biological process: protein O-linked glycosylation via mannose; GPI anchor biosynthetic process.